Molecule: messenger RNA, 1831 nt
Organism: Diospyros lotus (date-plum)
Lineage: Eukaryota; Viridiplantae; Streptophyta; Magnoliopsida; Ericales; Ebenaceae
Exons: 10
Coding region: 167-1513 (448 amino acids)
Cellular component (GO): cytoplasm
Source: RefSeq, a predicted model, not a curated record
GCAAACAUUCAGCAUUGUUUUCUCUCGGCAGUCAGCACCACAUCCACAAGCGCGGGUUUUGGAAGUACUUGCAUUCCCACACCGGAUAAACCCUCUCUCUCUCUCUCUCUCUCUCUCUCUCUCAAGCCCAAAACCCCAGAGCUCAGCAGGAGAAGCUGGUUGCUAUAUGGCUUCAAUGUCGAUGGACAUAUCGACUGCUUUCAUUCGAGUGGUCAACAAUCAAGCCGCUCCACUCUGCAGGGUCCGGACCUCGCCCUUGCCCUUUCUACGCAGAUCCAGACCUCACGCCGCUCGGAGUUUCUGGAUCGUCGCUGUCCAGCCCAGGUUUCAGAUCCUCUCCUUUGACUUCUCCAAGUCGAAUCGAUUCCGUCACCGCUUCGCCGCCGCGGCCACGGCGCAGACUGAGAGCUCCGACGUUUUGACGAAGAUUCCACCCGAUGAUCGAGUUCCCGCCACCAUAAUCACUGGUUUUCUCGGUUCUGGGAAGACAACUUUAUUGAACCACAUAUUGACUGCGGAACAUGGGAAACGCAUUGCAGUGAUUGAGAAUGAGUAUGGUGAAGUAGAUAUUGAUGGUUCAUUAGUUGCUGCAAAAGCUGCUGGGGCUGAGGACAUAAUUAUGCUCAAUAAUGGAUGUCUGUGUUGCACAGUGAGAGGUGAUCUUGUGAGGAUGAUUUCUGAAUUAGUCAGUAGGAAGAAAGGGAAAUUUGAUCAUAUUGUAAUAGAGACUACAGGAUUGGCAAAUCCAGCGCCAAUCAUUCAGACAUUCUACGCAGAGGACGAGGUUUUUAAUGAAGUUAAGCUAGAUGGUGUAGUCACAUUGGUGGAUGCUAAACAUGCUGGUUUCCACUUGGAUGAUGUUAAACCAAAAGGUGUGGUCAAUGAAGCAGUAGAGCAAAUUGCUUAUGCUGACCGCAUUAUAGUAAACAAGACUGAUCUUGUUGGUGAGCCAGAAGUUGCUUCAUUAAUUCAACGGAUAAGGAAUAUAAAUCAUAUGGCUCAUAUGAAGCGGACCCAGUUUGGGAAAGUUGAUUUGGACUAUGUUCUUGGGAUUGGAGGCUUUGAUUUGGAGAGAAUUGAGAGUGCUGUUAACAGUGAAGGUUCUGAUCAUGAUAGUCAUGGCCACGAUCAUGACCACCACCACCACCACCACCAUGAUCAUGACCACAAACAUGAGCACCAUGAUGAUCACCAUUCCCAUGAUCAUACUCACGAUCCUGGUGUUUCUUCAGUGAGCAUAGUUUGUGAAGGAAGCUUAGACCUUGAGAAGGCUAACAUGUGGUUGGGUACGUUACUUUUAGAAAGGAGUGACGACAUAUAUAGGAUGAAAGGUCUCCUAUCUGUUGAGGGUAUGAAUGAGCGAUUUGUCUUCCAGGGGGUUCAUGACAUAUUCCAAGGUUCACCUGAUCGAUUGUGGCAUCCCGACGAACCAAGAAUAAACAAGAUUGUUUUCAUAGGAAAGAACUUGAAUGCACGGGAACUAGAGAAGGGUUUCAAGGCCUGUUUACUGUGAUAUAUAUACUAAUCAUACCAUCCAACAGUAAGUCUGAAUCUCAUGUGGUGAAAUGAGUUUUAUGCCCUUGAUUGGAUUUGGGAGUCCAGUUUUGUUGAUAAAUGCCGCAUGGUUUAUUGGCCUCGUGGAGAAAAAUUACCCAAAGAUAUGCAGUAUAGCAUUGCCUUUUUACUGUUAAUGUGCCAAUUCAAUGUCUAGUUUGUUCAACCAAUUCAAUGUCUAGUUUGUUCAACUGGAUACACAGAACAAUGUACAAUCCCAUGCAAAUGAAUUGUAUGUACCAUGUACUCUUUAAGGCUCACUUCUACAUUGAUUCAA